AUGUCUUCCUCUUCCUGCUCCUCCUCUGCAAAUAACCACCACCACUCUUCCGCCGAUGAACCAUCGCCAAACCUUCCACUCCGAGAAAUCCCCGGCAGCUAUGGCAAACCCUUCUUUGGAGCCUUAAAAGAUCGUCUCGACUAUUUUUACAACCAAGGCCAAGACGAGUUCUUCAAUACCCGAAUCCAAAAAUACAACUCCACCGUCUUCAGAACCAACAUGCCACCAGGUCCAUUCAUUGCUUCCAACCCUAAAGUCGUCGCCGUUCUCGACGCCGUUAGCUUCCCAAUCCUCUUCGACACCUCAAAAGUCGAGAAGAAAAACGUUCUUGACGGAACUUUCAUUCCCUCCACCGCCUUCACUGGCGGUUACCGUCCUUGUGCCUACCUUGACCCCUCGGAACCAUCCCAUGCCGCCCUAAAAGGCUUCGUUCUCUCUGUCCUAUCCUCUUUCCAUAAUAAAUUCAUUCCCUCUUUCCGUCUAUGCUUGUCAGAGUUCUUCACCAACCUUGAAGAUGAAUUAGCUGAUAAAGGGAAAGCAGAUUUCAAUACCCUUUCUGACAAAAUGUCAUUUGAAUUUGUUUUCCGGUUGUUUUGUGAUCGGAGUCCAUCCGAAACCAGUAUCGGAUCGAACGGACCGAAAUUUACUGAUCUAUGGUUGUUUUUCCAGCUUGCUCCAUUAAUAUCACUAGGGUUGAAGUUCUUACCAAAUUUCAUUGAAGAUCUAAUGUUACACACAUUUCCUCUCCCUUUUUUCGUCGUAAAAUCGAAUUAUAAAAAGCUUUACGAUGCUUUUUAUACGUCAGCUGGCUCGAUUUUGGACCAAGCAGAGAGAGUUGGCAUCAAAAGAGACGAAGCUUGUCAUAACCUAGUGUUUCUUGCUGGUUUCAAUGCUUAUGGGGGCAUGAAGACUCUAUUCCCAGCAUUGAUCAAGUGGGUUGGCACUGCAGGAGAGAGUUUACACCGGCGGCUGUCUAAUGAGAUCAGGACCGUUGUUAAGGAAGAGGGUGGGGUCACUCUAUCAGCAAUGAACAAAAUGACUUUGACCAAAUCAGUGGUCUAUGAAGCAUUGAGGAUUGAACCUCCGGUACCGUACCAAUACGGUAAGGCCAAAGAGGAUGUCGUGGUCCACAGCCAUGAUUCAACGUUUAAGAUCAAAAAAGGUGAGAUGAUCUUUGGAUAUCAACCGUUGGCUACCAAGGACCCCAUGGUUUUCUCAAAUCCCGAGGAGUUUGUGGGAGAUAGGUUUGUGGGUGAUGGAGAGAAGUUGAUCAAGUAUGUGUAUUGGUCAAAUGCAAGAGAGACUGAUGAUCCAAGGGUAGAGAAUAAGCAAUGCCCUGCGAAGGAUCUAGUGGUGCUCUUGUCCAGGUUAAUGUUGGUGGAGCUCUUCCUCCAGUAUGAUACGUUUACUUUAGAAGUUGGAAAGCUCUUGUUGGGUUCAUCGGUGACUAUUACAUCGUUUACCAAGGCCACCUAA
Ilex paraguariensis (yerba mate) is the source of this 1476-nucleotide messenger RNA. The record is from the annotation of a GenBank genome assembly. NCBI's taxonomy places the organism in Eukaryota, Viridiplantae, Streptophyta, Magnoliopsida, Aquifoliales, Aquifoliaceae.